AUGGCAGAUACAGCCCCCAACGGCCCCCAAGGGGCGGGCGCAGUGCAAUUUAUGAUGACCAAUAAACUGGACACAGCAAUGUGGCUUUCUCGUUUGUUCACAGUUUACUGCUCUGCUUUGUUUGUUCUGCCUCUUCUUGGGUUGCAUGAAGCAGCAAGCUUUUACCAACGUGCUUUGCUGGCAAAUGCUCUUACUAGUGCUCUGAGGCUGCACCAAAGGUUACCGCAUUUCCAGUUAAGCAGAGCAUUCCUGGCCCAGGCUUUGUUAGAGGACAGCUGCCACUACCUGUUGUACUCGCUCAUCUUUGUCAACUCCUACCCAGUUACAAUGAGUAUUUUCCCUGUCUUGUUGUUCUCUUUGCUUCAUGCUGCCACAUACACUAAAAAGGUCCUUGAUGCAAAGGGUUCAAAUAGUUUACCUCUGCUGAGAUCUGUCUUGGAUAAACUAAGUGCUAAUCAACAGAAUAUUCUGAAAUUCAUUGCUUGUAAUGAAAUUUUCUUGAUGCCUGCUACAGUUUUUAUGCUUUUUAGUGGUCAAGGAAGUUUACUCCAGCCUUUUAUAUACUAUAGAUUUCUUACUCUUCGAUAUUCCUCUAGAAGAAAUCCAUAUUGCCGGAACUUGUUUAAUGAGCUGAGGAUUGUUGUUGAACACAUAAUAAUGAAACCUGCUUGCCCACUGUUUGUGAGAAGACUUUGUCUCCAGAGCAUUGCCUUUAUAAGCAGACUGGCACCAACAGUUGCAUAG
This is a messenger RNA of Orycteropus afer afer, 744 nucleotides long. RefSeq names its product transmembrane protein 33 (gene TMEM33). NCBI's taxonomy places the organism in Eukaryota, Metazoa, Chordata, Mammalia, Tubulidentata, Orycteropodidae. The record is from RefSeq and is a predicted model, not a curated record. Gene Ontology annotation, cellular component: membrane; endoplasmic reticulum. Bases 1 to 744 code for a protein of 247 amino acids. Gene Ontology annotation, biological process: membrane organization; endoplasmic reticulum tubular network organization. The transcript is spliced from 7 exons.